This is a messenger RNA of Clunio marinus, 276 nucleotides long. NCBI's taxonomy places the organism in Eukaryota, Metazoa, Arthropoda, Insecta, Diptera, Chironomidae. The record is from the annotation of a GenBank genome assembly.
AUGCUAGACGCAAGAAAUAUUACAAAUCUUACGCCCUCAUGUUCAAUUUUGAUGUUACCUCAAGCUAAGAGUAUUGAGAUAUUUGGUAAUAAAGUCACUUUUGAAUCACAUUUUUCAAGUUAUGCUUGUGCAGUUGAUUCAAAAUGGAUCAUAAAUCAAAUUCGCUUAUCAGAUUUUAAGAAUUCAUUUUUUGGAGGCUUUGUUUCUAAAAGAAUGCUUUUUGGGCAUCAAAUGGAAUCUAUAAUCAAUUUUAUUAGAAAUACGUCACUUCAUUGA